This is a messenger RNA of Amborella trichopoda, 696 nucleotides long. The record is from RefSeq and is a predicted model, not a curated record. NCBI's taxonomy places the organism in Eukaryota, Viridiplantae, Streptophyta, Magnoliopsida, Amborellales, Amborellaceae.
AUGGAGGCAAUUUUGUUGGAGCUACUUGUUGAGCAAUGCUUGCUCAUUAAGAAGCCCGAAUCAGCUUUUAAAAAUGAGCAAUGGAGUGCAAUUGAGGAGAAGUUCAAUAUCAAUCUUGGAAUGAAUUUGAGAAGGGAUACUUUUAAUAAUAAACUUAGAACGUGGCCAAAUAACUACAAGACAAUAAAAAAAAUGAAGGAUCAAAGUGGCUUUGGAUGGAAUGAAGAAUCACAUAUGGGCAUUAUCGAUGAAUCUAUAUGGGAUGCCUACAUAAUGUCUAAUCCGAUUACAAAGAACGACAAAGGGAAGUCUUUGAAAUACUGGAAGGAACUGAGCAUAGUUGUCGGCAAUGAUUUUGUUGAGGGUGCUGGUGCUAGGACGGCAACACAACUAGAGAGGGACAUUGAUGAUGGUCGAGAGACAAUUGUAGGCUUAGAUAAUGAUGAUGGUGUUGAGGAAAUAGGUGAUGAUGAGAACUUCCCACAGACACCGGUCCAAUCAAUGACGAAUCGAAUGACCACCAAUCUAUUUGAGAAAUCAACAUCGGUUAUGCCAUUGAAGAAGAAAAAAAAAAUCAUGGUUGAUAUUGUAGAGUCGAUAGGUAUAGCUGUGAAAGAAAUUGGUGCUGCAAUUUUAGAGUUGAAGAAACUGGCAGCAAACCCACAUAUACGAGAGGUCUAUAGAGCUCUUAAAUAG